AUGGCAGAAGGGGAAACGAGUCUGGAGACGAGGAUCUUCUCGAUUCAGGAGCACCGCGCGAUGGAACACGGCCGCAUGGAGCGCGCCUUCGAGCAGUUCCACAGCCAAAUCGAAAAGUACCGCGUCGAGCUCGACAAAAUAUCAAAGAGCAUGAAAUCACUCGCCGAGGAAACAGCAACGCUUCGCAAGGAACUCACGGCUGCUGGAAAAGACGAGCUCGCUUCUAUCGUUUUCGACCUUCAAAAACAAGAAGAAGAACUUUUACUCAUCAGCGCCGCGUACCAAGUUUCUCGAAGCGAGAAGAAUGAGGACGAGGACGAAUUAAAAGACACCCGAAGACGUAUCCGAAACAGGAUAGCUGAGAAUCGUCUCAUCGAGCUUUAG
Molecule: messenger RNA, 384 nt
Organism: Oikopleura dioica
Lineage: Eukaryota; Metazoa; Chordata; Appendicularia; Copelata; Oikopleuridae
Source: the annotation of a GenBank genome assembly